CUCGCUCGGAUCCCGGUGGGGUGGAGUGGAGGGAGGGAGUCCCGGUCGCUCCUUUCUCCCAGCGAUGGCGCCGUGGUGCCGCGCCCAGUACCCCGCCGGCCGGCCGGUACUCACGAUUAUCGAGAACCCCCUCAGGCGGUGAGACUGGGAGGGGGUCCGAGGGAGCGGCAGAGCGCUGCCUGCCACGGGGACCAUGAGGAGCGGCCAGACCCGUGGGGCGGAUUGCGGGAGCAGCCGCGGCACCUGCUGAAAGGAAAGAGGGUGCGGCGGCGCGGCGGCGGCUCGCCCGCACCUCGGCCAUGUCUCUGCUCUGCGUGCGCGUUAAAAGAGCCAAAUUCCAGGGUUCACCAGAUAAAUUUAACACGUAUGUGACCCUGAAAGUGCAGAAUGUGAAGAGCACAACUGUAGCAGUGCGUGGUGAUCAACCUUCCUGGGAACAAGAUUUUAUGUUUGAGAUUAGUCGCCUGGACCUGGGUCUAAGUGUGGAGGUAUGGAACAAAGGACUGAUUUGGGACACCAUGGUGGGUACCGUGUGGAUUGCACUGAAGACAAUUCGACAGUCAAAUGAGGAAGGGCCUGGGGAGUGGUCCACAUUGGAGGCAGAGACAUUAAUGAAAGAUGAUGAGAUCUGUGGAACUAAAAACCCAACUCCUCAUAAAAUUUUGCUUGAUACAAGAUUUGAAUUGCCUUUUGAUAUCCCAGAGGAAGAAGCCAGAUAUUGGACCUACAAAUUGGAGCAAAUCAAUGCCUUGGGUGCUGACAAUGAGUAUUCUAUUCAAGAAGAAAGCCAGAGGAAGCCGUUGCCCAGUGCUGCCGCCCAGUGUUCUUUUGAAGAUCCCGAUAGUGCUGUCGAUGACCGAGAUAGUGACUAUCGCAGUGAGACCAGCAACAGCAUCCCACCUCCUUACCAUUCGACUUCCCAGCCCAACGCUUCUGUGCACCAGUUCCCUGUGCCUGUGCGAUUGCCACAGCAGCUGCUACUUCAGGGCAGUUCCCGCGACUCUUGCAACGAUUCUAUGCAAAGUUAUGAUUAUGACCUCGAUUACCCAGAGCGGCGGGCUCUCAGAUAUCCUCAGAAAUAUGAUACAAUUGAUAGAAGAAGGAAAAAGAAACCCUUGUACCGUCAUUUGGAAGACAAUGAAAGAAGACAGUAUAAUGAUAGAUUAGGAACGAAGACUAACUUCAAAAGUAUGUAUCCUAAUAGUGAAAAUUGUAACCUUUGCGACAUUGAAAAGAAGAAAAAUAAUUACCCAGUUUUGCACCCCUACAAAAAUGGAUUUGUGGUUAAGUGUGGCAUGUGGGCCGCUAAGUUGGAAAGUCAUGAUUAUGAUCUUCCAGGUUGUUUUAAGAACUGCGAAGAGUCAUCUGGCUUAACCCAGCAUGUCACUGACUUCAUUCCAUUGGAUAUUCUUGAAGAUUCUACUAGCAGUACUUCUGAUGAACUUCUGGAUUCGCCCAUUUCUUCUGAUAAGCAGGAAGGUUUACUGUCACCAACAUGCCAUCCAUCCAAUGUCCAUCAUAUUAGAGGCUUUCCCAAAGAAUAUUAUGUAGCAAAUCCAGCAUUCCCAUUACAAAGGAUGAAUUGCAAUGCAAACGCACUUGGAGAUCUGUCUGGGUGUCCCAUGGAAGAGAGAACCCUUUCUUCUACUGAACCUAAGGAGAACUAUAUUGUUACAAUAGAUGAGCUUCAGUGUUUUGUAGAAACAGUCUCAGAAUAUUUAGCAGAGAAGGAAGAGGAGAUUGAUAAAUAUGGUUCCCUUUCAAAAACUAAAAAAACAUAUAAAAUUAAUAGUACUGUUGAUAAUGCAGAACAAAAAAACCCUGGGGAUCAAAUACCACCUAUAAACAUUGUCAAGAAUGACAAGGACAAAGCCAUCUAUUUUCCUGAGUUGAGUGGAGUGAAAUGUGCUGUUGGUUCUUUGUUCAGUUCACUCACAGAAAAGGUGGGCUCGGGCACAAAGCAUCUAACAUUCUCUAUGGAAAAGCUGGGUUCUUCAGCUCCAGAGAGAACAGAAACUCUUAUUAAAAUAGAGACAAUUAAUUCGGGAUCUAGACCCAGAGCCAAGUCAGUAUCAGAGAAGGAUCUUUCCAUGCAAUCUCCAUUACCUUCUCAAACAAUUGAUAAUAAGGAUUUUGGCAGACAUGACAAAACCUCUGGAAAUGAGCACAUAGGCAUUAAAACUGGAAGUUUAAGCUUUCAGGAUGCAGCAGAAACUCUUGGAAGGGACUCUGCUCCACAGAGUCAGAGUUCAGUUAUAAAGUCUGUUUUCAGCAUGCUAAUGCCAUUAAAGAUCUUUCCAGAAAAGGAUGAAACCACAAAAGGUAAGAACAAGCCAACAAGAAAGAAAAGCUUCGUUGGGUGUGGUUCAGAAUCAAGUCAAAGGGAAGAUACACUUGGCAAUGACAGUAGCAUCAUUGCUUUAGAUAAGAGUAAUGGAGACAAUACAGGCUUGUCCCAAAUGACCAUAAGUGAGGAUUUGUUGUCUUCGCAAGCAGCCAGUGAAUCUUCAAACUUAGCUAGUUCUGCAAGUAAGAAAGAUGAUAUUGAGAAUCUGUUGGAAAGAAAACCCCACAUAGACCGCUCUCUGUUACCAGAUGAACCAAAAAUACUAGUAUGUGCCAAAGAUACUCCAGGACAGCCUUGUGUAGCUGGCAGUAGAACUGCAAAUAAAGAGGCUUCUUCAACGGCAUUAGAGAGAGACAGAGUUACUGGUGAUGAUGAUUUCCUUGAGCCACUCAGAAAAUCUUUUAGCCAGUUUUUACUCACUUCCACUGAAAACUGUUUAAAGGAAACUUUGUCAGAAUCUAGGAAAGUUCAUCAGUUGGAGGACAAUGGAUGGGAAAAGAUCCCUAAGAAAGAUGGACAUUCCUUUUCUUUUAGUGGAAAAUUACAUAUUCCAUUUCUCAGUGUUCUUAGUCAUUCUGAAAAGCAGCAGGAUUUAAGAGAGAAAGGAAGCGUUUUUCCUUUGUUUAAAUUUCCUUUCACUGACAGCCAUAUCACUGUCAAUGACCAGAGUUUUCAUGGCUCAGAAGUAGCCACUGAUGAAGAGAUGCAAAGAAACUGCCAUGAAAUUACCAAACUUAGUUCAAUAAAAUCUAGUUCAGUUACAAAUAUUCAUAAUAAUGUAGGAAAAUUUGGAGACACAGAGAAAUUUAAUAAAAAUGACCAAAAAAAUUGUCCUGAAGAUGCCACACUUAAUAAAAUAAAGUCUGAUUCAGUUCCAAAUACUAAUAAUGAUCUUGAGAAAUUUGGGGAUGUAGAGGUAUUAAAUUCCAGUGACCACACAGCAGAAGAGAACUGUGAAAGAGGUACUUUAGCCAUCCUUGCAGUUGUGCCCAAAGAGCAUAGGCCUUCUGAUUCAGGAGAAAGUAAGACUCUUACACAAGUGGCAUCUUUAUUAGUAUCAGACCCUUCAUUAGCAUUGACUUCUAUUUCACAACCCACCUUGAUUAAUGAAAUUAGUGAAGACAGACUUGUAGAUAAAGCUUCCAAGAAAAGAACACAAGGAGGCCUCCUUUCUGGCUUGUUUAACAGAUUCUCUUCUCUUGAAAACUUGUCUAGUACACAAGAAUUAAAUUUGAAAAAUGAUGAUUCUCAUCACAGGCAUAAUACCCCAAGCUUACUCUCAGGAAUAUUUAACUUGAUAACCAGUAGCAGUAUGACUGAUUAUAAACCAGAUGAAGCAAAGUCCAUGUCUUUAGGUGACAUAAAGAAUUUGAAUGGAAAUAAGCAUUUAUUCUUGGAUGAGAUCCCUGUUACUUCAUGUGUGACUUCUGAGAACCAGAGGAAUCAUGGUGAAAAGCAAGAAACUUCUGGCUUCAUAAAAAGUUUCUUAUCUUCACCUAAAGAAAACAUACCGUUGGUUGAUGCUUGGGUUGAUAAUCAUCAUUGCCCCUAUAUAUGGAAAAACCAGCACAGUGAAAAGCAUUGCCCCUCUUCUGAGAACAGUGUGCCAAAUGCUCAGCAAGACCUCUUAGAAAAAUCUUUGGUUAAGAGGCCAACACCACACCAUAUUGUUGAGGCAAACUUAUAUGAAAAUUCAAAUAAGUUAAAUCCACCUAUACUAAAUACUAACAUUCUUAAUAAAUCAAACCACUGUCAAGCUUUUGAAGAGAUGAACAAUCAUUUCUGUUAUGAAUGGGACUCUGAUAUAAAAGAUUUAUCUAAAGAUUCCAGAAUACUUCAGCCAGUUUAUUAUAUGUUGAAUCAAAAUACAUUUCCAUCAGCUGAUGUUUUUGUGUGGCCUGAUUCAGAAAACCCAGCAAUAAAUUUUUGCCAAAAAGAUCAAAAUGCAAAUAUCUUGGAGUGUAGAACAAAUUCAAACAGUGUCAUUUGGUGUGACUUACCAUAUGAAUCAUUCAAUCAGUUUGCAUUUAAUGAAGAUUACUUAGUAAGAGGUGAUAUGUGGGCAGCUAACUCAUGUAGAAAUUCUUGUCAUCUUUCAAUUAAUGAGACUGAGAAUUCACUAGAAGAAUUACCUAUUGACUUAAGUUGUUCUUCAGGUUAUGAGAAGACUUCAUACCCCAUAGAUGAUCAAGAAUCAUUAAGAAUGGAUGAAAACUUUGUUUUUUCAAAUAUUGAUUAUGAAUACCAGGAAUGGUUGUCAUGUCUUGAAAAUGGAGUGUGGUGGCCAUCAGAGGAUGGAGACUAUGGAUAUUAUAUGUUCCAUGAUGGUCAAUAUUCUUUUCUCACUGAUUCUACUGGGCAGUAUGCAUAUUUAUUUAUACCCGAUUGUCCUUAUCAAGAGUAUUUAAAUUGUGAUUCACAGACUAAUGAUUUAUCAGGUAUUAUAUUGGAUGACAGCAUUAUUUCUGCCUGUAGUUUUAGAGUACUAGAUAAAGGCGAUGAAUUAUUGUGGUAUGUUGAAGAGGAACCAAUUGAUGACCCUCUUGACUUAUCUAUAGUUUUGCCAAGAAGUGAGGGACCAAUGUAUCUAAAUUUAGGAACAUUUUCACAAGUUCUUGAAGAGUCAAGGUACAACCAAAGGGAUCGACCAUUAGAUUUUUCAGUCUGUAAUUCUGAAAAAUUUGAAGGAGAUUUUGGAUUUUUUGAAGAAAGGUUGUGUGUUUCUGAAGACUUUGAACAUACAUUGGAUCUCAGAAAUCAGCCCCAAAGUAUUGAUAAUCAUGUCUUAAAUAAAAAUCAAAUUAAAGAGGGAGACAAGAACCAGUCUGUAGUUAAGGAUUCAUUAGUUUACUUUCCCAGUUUUCAUUGGCUUCAGACUUCUGAAGAAGGUACUACUUUGGUUCAUCUUGAGAAUAUGACUAACAGCCCACAACAAACAGAAGAGAUGUCAUUGUUGAACAAAGUGACUUCAUUAUUUUCUGCUUCGGGUGCUCCAGUUGGAAGUACUUUGAAUUUUGAAAAGAACAAAUCCUUAGAGUCUUUGGUCACACAAAAGAAGGAUCAGCAGUCAAACUUAGCAGAGCUCACAAAUGACAAGCUUCAGUCAUUAAUCUUGAGUAAGCAAUCAGAGAGUAAAUCUCAAAAUGAGGAGGAAAGUCUUCUUAAGGAUUCAGAGAGACAAAUAGUAUCCGAUGUUCAGCAACCAGAAUUUACUGAAAAUAUGAAGCAAGAAUUUCCUUUAAAAAAAAGCAUUCAUGUGAAAAAACAAAGUUUGUUGAAAUCUGUUUUCCAGGUAAGCCAAAUAACUCCUCAGGCUAAAUUAGGUAUAGAAGAUGAUGAAAUCACGACAACCGACUCUGUUUCAGUUCCUCUUGCAUCGCAGUUUAGUAGGAAUGAACACAAAAAUAGUGAGAUUUCCCAGGACCAGUCUUCUAAGGAGUCUGAGAGAACAUUAUUUAAAAGUGCAUUGAAACUCUUUGGUCGGGGAGAAGACUCUUCAGUAAGUGCAACAGCAAAUGAAAAACAGGCAUCUGGGUUUUUGAACCUCUUUAAAACCCAGAUGAAUAAAGAAGGAUCACCAGACUUAGAAAAGAAUGGUGAUAAAAAUAGAAAAAUAACAUCUCAGGAAAUGAAUGAAUCUUCUGGUGUUUCAAAUUUUUUUGGUACCCUUGGGGAUUUCUUUAAAACCAAUGUAUCUUCUACACAGACAACUGAAAAUAUGUCUGUUUCUUCAAUGACUAAUAAGGAUGAGGUCAAGUCAAGUCCUAAUCCCACAAAGCCAACUAUCCAGGAUUUUGGGAACUUUCCUGCCGCACCAGUUUCCUCUAAAGGGAAGGUUCAUGUUAGAAGUCUAAAUAAGCAGACUACUCUUGAUACUGGGCUAAUGGAACCAUCAACUAAGGAUAUCCAGGGCAAUAAUUUGACUGAAAAAGAGGUACCCUCCAGAGACCACUUAAUCCAGCAGUCACCAAAUCCAUCUUUCUCAACAAAUUGUUUCAACGAGUCUUCAAGAGAGUCUACAAUAGAAACUAGUGGUGUGUCUACAGUGACAGAAGUUUCAGGAAGUAAUAAAAUAUCUUUUGAUAUUCUGAGCAGAAAAAAUUCAAAUGAACAAGAUAAUUUUUCUGAUAAAUACUUAAGUUUUUCAACUGUCACAACAUCUCCACCCCAACUGGAGUUGCCAACCAGAAAGAGUAUAUUUUCUUUCCUGACUGGAUCCGAAAAAUCUGAGAACAAAGCCUCUGCUACUCUACCAAGAACCAAAUCUCAAUCAGAAGGGCUAUUCACACUCCCUUCCUUUUUCCCCACUAAUUCAAGCAUCAAGAAAGAUGCCUCUCAUAAUAGCUCUUUUAGUUUCUUCAGCUUGUCCUUUUUGGAUGAAAAACAGCAGACUCCUGGGGAAAAGCAUAGCCUCUCAACUAUUGCUCCAGUGACUUCCCAGCCCUGUAAGAAGCCAAAUGUUUUUGUAGACAUGUGUGGCACAGUGAAUGAAGGUUCCAAUGGCAAUAGAGGUAGCAUAGUCCAGGAGUUAAUUCAUGAGCAGCAAACGGCUCCUUGUGUUUCCAUUAACAACACCAUUGAGGUUACCUUCCUUGAUGAUGAGCUCAAUGUAGGGGAGAACUAUCAGGGAAAGCUAGGGUCCAGUGAUGGAUCUUCAGCAGAUUUCCAGUUGAAUCAGUUGCAAACAGACAUUGCUCCUCAUUCACCAGGAUAUCAGGCACAGACUGAAGCACUGCUUAUUGGUCCAGAGACCUUUGAGGUAGCUUCUCAUGAAGAUUUCAUACAGGAAGCCUUCCUCAGCUGCUCACUGGCCUCAGCUUUUCCACAUGAUAGUCAUUUGAUUGAAAAGCUCAACAAUUUAGACACUUGUACUAACCACCACCAAAAUGAAAGGUUUUCUGGUGGCCCAUUGAACUUGCCAUUAGAAAAGGCCCCUGUUGAGAUCUUAACACAGAUCCUGGAGCCAACCUCUUCCUCUGAAGAGCCGGGGUGUGCAGGGCACCUCCAGGGCCGAGACACAGAUAAAGAGGAAGACAAGUCAUUGUUGGGCUCUUCAGUAGGAAUGCUUUCAGGGUUUGUGAACAAAGUGAAAUCUUUCUCUGGGAGCUCAAUUGAACCUCCCAAAACUCUCUCUGGAUUUUUCUCCUCUUCUAAAUCUCCAAAGAAAAACUCUUUUUUCUCUCUUGCUUCUGGUGCAUCAUCUCCGCCACUCAAAGGUGAGUUAUUUGGAAUUUUCAAAAGUCCCAAACCAGAGACAUGCAAACAAGAAUCAUCUAUCCCAGCUACUGCAUGGCUUCAAAAAGGUAGUUCCAGAGAUGCUGUAGGAUCAGUACCUCCAGAAAAUUUAUGGAGAGAGGAUGUGUCUGCGUCAUUCAAUUCAGAAUCUGCUGUCAAUGACUAUAGAAUGACUGUGGUUAGAGCCAAGUCAGACUCGGAGACCUUGACAAAUGGUCCUAACCUCACAACUGAAGUGGAAAACAGUAAUAUUCCUGACAAUACCUUGACAGAUGAUCUAAAACUAAUGACUGAAAUGGAAAACAGUAUUCCUGACAAUAUUCCAGUAUCCCAGGGUUCUGAAACAAUUGGGGCUACAUCUUCUGUCUCAGGAGAUGAUACUGGACAAGGAGUAUUAUCUCUGAGUGAUGAAGGAGACAUGGGGGUGUUGCAGGGCACAGACACAGAGGCAUCAUUUGAAGCAGAGAAUAUUUCAUUGCCAACACAGUCCCAUCCAGAUCCUACCUGGAUUGCCAAAGAGCUUCCUUCUCCAAUUCAGCCACUUCCUCUUGAGCCAAAGCCAGCUAUGCAAUCUGCCUCCACAAAACGAAACAUCUUAGAGCUACAGGGAACCAAUUCACUAGAAACCAGUACCACAACACCGCUCAGUGAGGCAAGCUCAGUUGGUCAGAGAGCCACACUGGAAACCCAAGGAUCCCUUUCUCACCCUCUGUGGGAGGAACCUGUGCUUUGUGCCAAAGAAAGUUAUGGGAUAUUUGAUGCCCAGAAAGAUCCACCUACAGCCUUCCAGGAAACAGAGCAGCCAAGAUCACGUUUUGAGAUCCCAAACAUGACCAAUUGGCCAAAGCUCCAUUUCCCAUCCUCUGCUACUGACUAUGGGAAACCACUGAGCUCUUUCUUUUCCCCACCUUCCUCCUCUGGCAAUAGGGGAGCAGAGACUGGUUUAAUGUCCGGUUUUAAGAAGUUAUCAGCUCUGUUUGAGGGAGGUAAUGAGGGAAGGGCCAGUAUAGUGGCAAAUGAUUCUAAACUAAGGUUUGGAAAGAAGCUGGAUCUUUUGUUCCCCUGGCCAACAGAGCACAAAGGGGACCCUGAACAAAUGCCUACAGAAUCCUCCACUCCAGUUUUGAUUUUCAGCAGUGACCAGGACUUUAACUCCAGCGAGGCUGACAAAGCCUUGGAGUCUUCUCAAAUGUCUGGGGCCAGUGCUGACCCAGCUAAGGUCUCUGCUCAUCUCUCUGUGACCUCUGAUCGGCUGGAGCCCAAGCCGAGUAUGGGUGCUCAUGGGCUUUCAGGGCUUGGAGAAGUGGAAAACCAGCAGGAAAUCCCAGCAUCUGGAGAAGACUGGAAUACCAAAGGCAACCUCUCAGGCCUCACCAGUCUUUCAGAGAGUCAUGAGGAAGAGCACUGUACUGUCUCUGGGCUACUUCACCAGCCAGAAACAAAAGGAGGGGAGGCAAUGCCUGCCAGCUCUGACUCUGUUUUGAAUGUACAGCUGCCAGUUACUCUGCAUGGCAUCAAGGAAACAAAGACCAAUGAAAGCCCCACCAGCAGUAGUAGGUAUGGCUCCUCCUGUAAUGUGAGCCAAGGAAGCUCUCAGCUGAGUGAACUAGACCAGUGUCAUGAACAAGAUGAUGACCGUCGGGAGAGGGACUCAAUUCAUUCCUGCCACAGCUCUGGUAGCUUCUCUAGAGAUGUCCAAGUGGGUUUUGGAGAACAAGAGAAAACCUUGGAGGUGACUGGUGAAGUAGAGAAGGGGAGAGCAUGUGAACCCAAGGAGAUGAAAGAUGUCACAACCCAUCCUACCCCAGAUCUGGUGCUACAAAAAGACCACGUCCUAGGUCCCCAAGAGAGUGUUCCUGAGGAGACUGCAUCUUCGCCGUUCACCCAAGCCAGAGCACACUGGAUCCGAGCAGUUACCAAGGUUCGACUCCAGCUGCAGGAGAUUCCAGAUGAUGGCGACUCCUCUUUGCCCCAGUGGCUCCCAGAAGGGCCAGCAGGAGGGCUCUAUGGCAUUGACAGCAUGCCAGAUCUACGCAGAAAAAAGCCACUGCCACUUGUCAGCGAUCUGUCAUUGGUCCAGUCCCGGAAGGCAGGGAUUACUUCUGCAAUGGCUACCCGUACCUCUUUCAAGGAUGAAGAGCUGAAAUCCCAUGUGUAUAAGAAAACCCUGCAGGCCUUAAUCUAUCCCAUCUCGUGCACCACACCCCACAACUUUGAGGUCUGGACUGCCACUACCCCGACCUACUGCUACGAGUGCGAAGGCCUGCUCUGGGGCAUUGCCCGGCAGGGCAUGCGCUGCAGCGAGUGUGGAGUCAAGUGCCAUGAGAAGUGCCAGGACCUGCUCAACGCUGACUGCCUACAGCGGGCUGCAGAAAAGAGCUGUAAACAUGGAGCUGAGGACCGGACCCAGAACAUUAUCAUGGCCAUGAAGGACCGCAUGAAGAUCCGAGAGCGUAAUAAGCCUGAGAUCUUUGAAGUUAUCCGGGAUGUCUUCACUGUGAGCAAAGUUGCCCAUGUGCAACAGAUGAAAACAGUGAAGCAGAGUGUACUGGAUGGCACCUCCAAAUGGUCAGCCAAGAUUACUAUCACUGUGGUGUGUGCUCAGGGCCUGCAAGCCAAGGACAAGACAGGAUCCAGUGACCCUUAUGUGACUGUGCAAGUGGGUAAAACCAAGAAGCGUACCAAGACCAUUUUUGGGAAUCUGAAUCCUGUUUGGGAGGAGAAGUUCCAUUUUGAGUGCCACAACUCUUCUGACCGGAUUAAGGUACGUGUGUGGGAUGAGGAUGAUGACAUCAAGUCGAGAGUAAAGCAGCGGCUAAAGCGAGAGUCUGAUGAUUUUCUUGGCCAAACCAUCAUCGAGGUUCGGACACUGAGUGGCGAGAUGGAUGUCUGGUACAACCUGGAGAAGAGGACAGAUAAAUCAGCCGUCUCAGGGGCUAUUCGACUACAAAUCAAUGUGGAAAUCAAGGGUGAGGAGAAGGUUGCCCCGUAUCAUGUGCAGUACACGUGUCUCCAUGAGAACCUUUUCCAUUACCUCACAGACAUUCAGGGCAAUGGAGGAGUCCAGAUCCCUGAGGCCCGAGGAGACGAUGCCUGGAAGGUGUACUUUGAUGAGACUGCCCAAGAAAUUGUGGAUGAAUUUGCUAUGCGCUAUGGCAUUGAAUCCAUAUAUCAGGCCAUGACGCACUUUGCAUGUUUGUCAUCCAAGUACAUGUGUCCUGGUGUGCCAGCAGUGAUGAGCACCUUACUUGCCAACAUCAAUGCCUACUAUGCCCACACAACUGCCUCCACCAAUGUCUCUGCAUCUGAUCGCUUUGCAGCCUCCAACUUUGGGAAAGAGAGAUUUGUGAAACUACUGGACCAGCUCCACAACUCCCUGAGAAUUGACCUCUCUACAUACAGGAAUAAUUUCCCUGCUGGGAGUCCUGAGCGGCUUCAAGACUUAAAGUCCACAGUGGAUUUGCUGACCAGCAUCACCUUCUUCAGGAUGAAGGUGCAAGAACUGCAAAGCCCUCCAAGAGCCAGCCAGGUGGUAAAGGAUUGUGUGAAGGCCUGUUUGAACUCCACAUAUGAGUAUAUCUUCAACAACUGCCAUGACUUGUACAGCCACCAGUAUCAGCUGAAGCAGGAACUACCUGCCGAGGAACAAGGGCCCAGCAUUCGGAACCUGGAUUUCUGGCCCAAACUUAUCACACUCAUUGUGUCAAUCAUAGAGGAAGAUAAGAAUUCCUACACACUUGUUCUGAACCAGUUUCCUCAGGAGCUGAAUGUGGGAAAAGUCAGCGCAGAAGUGAUGUGGCAACUUUUUGCCCAAGACAUGAAAUAUGCACUGGAGGAGCAUGAGAAAGACCGGCUGUGUAAGAGUGCUGACUACAUGAACCUACACUUCAAGGUGAAGUGGCUCCACAAUGAAUAUGUGCGGGAGCUGCCUGCCCUCCAGGGGCAGGUACCUGAGUACCCAGCGUGGUUUGAGCAGUUUGUCCUACAAUGGCUGGAUGAGAAUGAGGAUGUAUCCCUGGAAUUCCUACAUGGGGCCCUGGAACGAGAUAAGAAGGAUGGAUUCCAGCAGACAUCAGAGCACGCACUCUUUUCCUGCUCUGUGGUGGACGUCUUCACACAGCUCAACCAGAGCUUUGAGAUCAUCCGAAAGCUGGAAUGCCCAGACCCCAACAUCCUUGCCCACUACAUGAGGAGAUUUGCUAAGACCAUCAGGAAGGUGCUGAUGCAGUAUGCAGACAUCUUAUCAAAGAACUUCCCAGCUUAUUGCACAAAAGAGAAAAUGCCCUGCAUCCUGAUGAACAACAUGCAGCAACUGAGGGUCCAGCUGGAGAAAAUGUUUGAGGCCAUGGGAGGCAAGGAGUUGGAUCCUGAAGCUGCCGACAGUCUGAAGGAGCUGCAGGUGAAACUGAAUACCGUUCUGGAUGAGCUCAGCAUGGUGUUUGGAAACAGUUUCCAGGUGCGGAUUGAUGAUUGCAUUAAACAAAUGGCCGACAUCCUGAGCCAGGUGCGGGGCCCAGGGAACGCAUCCCCCAACGCCAGGGCCUCAGUGGCUCAGGAUGCAGAUAGCGUGCUCCGACCUCUCAUGGACUUCCUGGAUGGCAACCUCACCCUCUUUGCCACUGUGUGUGAGAAGACGGUCCUGAAGCGUGUGCUGAAGGAGCUCUGGCGGGUGGUAUUGAACACAAUGGAAAGGAUGAUUGUUCUGCCCCCACUCACUGACCACACGGGCACUCAGCUGAUCUUCACUGCUGCCAAGGAGCUGAGCCAUCUUUCCAAACUCAAGGACCACAUGGUGCGAGAGGAAACACGGAGUCUCACUCCAAAGCAGUGUGCUGUCCUUGACCUCGCCCUGGACACCAUCAAGCAAUACUUUCAUGCAGGAGGCAAUGGGCUGAAGAAAACCUUCCUGGAGAAGAGCCCAGAUCUGCAGUCCCUACGCUAUGCACUAUCUCUGUACACACAGACCACAGAUACACUCAUCAAAACCUUUGUGCGUUCACAGACUGCCCAGGGGUCUGGUGUGGAUGAUCCUGUUGGAGAAGUCUCUAUUCAGGUGGACUUGUUUACACAUCCUGGAACUGGAGAGCACAAGGUCACAGUGAAAGUGGUGGCUGCUAAUGACCUCAGGUGGCAGACAGCGGGGAUGUUCCGACCCUUUGUGGAAGUGACCAUGGUUGGCCCACAUCAAAGUGAUAAGAAGAGGAAGUUCACAACCAAGUCAAAAAGCAACAACUGGGCCCCCAAGUACAAUGAGACAUUUCACUUCCUCCUAGGAAAUGAAGAGGGGCCAGAAGCCUAUGAAUUGCAAAUAUGUGUGAAGGAUUACUGCUUUGCUCGAGAGGAUCGUGUUCUAGGGCUGGCUGUGAUGCCUCUGAGGGAUGUGGCAGCCAAGGGCAGCUGUGCCUGCUGGUGCCCCUUGGGCCGGAAGAUCCACAUGGAUGAGACAGGCAUGACCAUUCUCCGGAUUCUGUCUCAGAGAAGCAAUGACGAAGUGGCUCGAGAGUUUGUGAAGCUCAAAUCGGAGUCUCGUUCCUUGGAGGAGGGGAGCUGAGCACCUGAGCUCCUGUGCCAACCACGUGGCACCAGUUCCACAAAUCAGGGCCAGUGGGAGUUCCUGUGUAGCCAGCUUAGGUCCUCAUAGUUAAGAGGCUGACUUCUUCAGUUACAGAAAUUUAAGGGAAUUUUGGGGUGAUGGGAGUUUGGCUUUUCACAGAAAGGGUCAUGAAUCCCUGACCAGUAGGUCUGUGGUGCUAGGGGUUACUGCAUAGGGAGAUUUUCCAUAAAGAGAGAGGGACAGACGUUUCUGAGAGUGUCACCCAUUCUUGGUAGACACACCUCCACUCCACACCCCAUGUCUACCCCUCUCCAUACUGCACCUUAUCCAGUUGGACCCCUAUGUACCAAUCACUAGAAGAACAAGUUUAGGGGGCCCAGAGCUUGUGCCUGGCUAGCUAAGUAGUCAGUUGAGCCUAUAGGUAUCACUGAACCCUAUAGUCUGGAUUGAAGUAUAGCCAGGGCUGGAGCACACAGAACAGAAUUCACACUGUCCCUUGAGCAGAAUCCACUGGUUUUGUGUGCCUCCAGUGAGAAAAAGGCUUUGAAACUGAACAAGAUACCUCUAGAAAUGAGCUCUGUUAAUCCCUUACCCAGUUCAUAUCUGUCGUGAACAGGAGCAGGUUCAUAUGGUGCUUCAGAGCCUUGAGCAGAAUAUUCUUUGGAACCCAAGUACCAGAGGCUACUUUCCCAGGAGUUCCUCUACCUCACUCCUGUAGGAAGGGAAGUGAUGCUUCAGGACAUGAGAGGCUGUUCUUGUGUGUAUGCAUCUGAGGACUAGUUGAAGGAUCCAGGAGAAAAGACUAUAUUUCCUUCUUGGGUAGGCCCCGAACAAAGCCAAAAAUUUUUGGAAAUUAGUCUAGAAGGAGUUCUCCUCACUUAUGGUCACUGCCCUCUGGCUGUCCUCCCCCUUGUAGAAAGAAUCUAGCCUUUGAUUUCACUCCUGUCAUUAGGUCAGCUGUGUCCCCUCAUAGAUAGUCAGCCCCUUGGAAGAAACUUGGCCUAUGAUCCCUCUAUACAGACUGGAUGGAGGAGGGCCUCAACACUCCCGGGAGGUUAGAGACAAACUCUUGCAAGGGGUCAUGUGGGCUUCCCAGGCCUUUGCUCAGAGAAAUGACAUGGUCCUUUAAUAUCCUUGGGAGCAGCUUCCUGGACUUCCUUCCUGGACUUUCUGAGGACUCUGCAUUGACCACAGCUGUACUGGUCAUUACAUUAAACAAGAAAUUAAGCAUAUUUGCUGUUGUUAAUUAUUGUAUGUGCCAUUGUUACAGGAGAUUAUUGGCUAGUCUGUAAUAAAUUAUCUUAUAGCA
This is a messenger RNA of Myotis myotis, 14445 nucleotides long. RefSeq names its product unc-13 homolog B (gene UNC13B). NCBI's taxonomy places the organism in Eukaryota, Metazoa, Chordata, Mammalia, Chiroptera, Vespertilionidae. Gene Ontology annotation, molecular function: calcium ion binding; calmodulin binding; diacylglycerol binding. The coding region runs from base 300 to 13133 and encodes 4277 amino acids. The transcript has 40 exons. Gene Ontology annotation, biological process: neuromuscular junction development; synaptic vesicle maturation; synaptic vesicle priming. Gene Ontology annotation, cellular component: presynaptic membrane; presynaptic active zone cytoplasmic component; neuromuscular junction. The record is from RefSeq and is a predicted model, not a curated record.